Molecule: messenger RNA, 3600 nt
Organism: Cutaneotrichosporon cavernicola
Lineage: Eukaryota; Fungi; Basidiomycota; Tremellomycetes; Trichosporonales; Trichosporonaceae
Gene: PYC1
Exons: 4
Coding region: 1-3600 (1199 amino acids)
Biological process (GO): pyruvate metabolic process; gluconeogenesis
Cellular component (GO): cytoplasm
Molecular function (GO): metal ion binding; ATP binding; pyruvate carboxylase activity
Source: RefSeq, a predicted model, not a curated record
AUGGCUGAGUCUCCUCAACCGCUCGAGUCGUGGGCUCAGCACCUCCACCUGGACUCGGGCUCGGAGCCCAACACGGUCCCCGGCACCCCCAUCCAGACUGUCGACCGCGUCCGCAAGCAGCAGGCUGGCCACGGCGGCCCUCUCAAGAAGGUCCUGGUCGCCAACCGUGGUGAGAUCGCCAUCCGUGUGUUCCGCACGGCCCACGAGCUCGCCAUGUCGACCGUCGCCAUCUACUCCUUCGAGGACCGCAUGAACGCCCACCGCUACAAGUCGGACGAGUCGUACCUUGUCGGCAAGGGCAAGGCCCCAGUAGCUGCCUACCUCGACCAGGACGACAUUCUCCGCAUCGCCCUUGAGCAAGGCGUUGACAUGAUCCACCCUGGUUACGGCUUCCUCGCCGAGAACGCCGAAUUCGCUCGCAAGGUCGAGGAGGCCGGCAUCGCCUUCAUCGGCCCUCGCCCCGAGACGAUCGACGCUCUUGGUGACAAGACCAAGGCCCGUGACGUCGCCAUCAAGGUCAAGGUCCCCGUCGUCCCCGGUACCCCUGGCCCCGUUGAGUCGUACGAGCUUGCCGAGGACUUCAUCAAGCAGUACGGCUUCCCCGUCAUCAUCAAGGCCGCUAUGGGUGGUGGCGGCCGUGGCAUGCGUGUCGUCCGCGACCAGGAGAGCUUCAAGGAGAACUUUGAGCGUGCUGUUUCCGAGGCCAAGUCGGCCUUUGGCGACGGCACCGUCUUCAUCGAGCGCUUCCUCGACAAGCCCCGCCACAUCGAGGUCCAGCUUCUCGCCGACGCGCAGGGCAACUGCGUCCACCUCUUCGAGCGUGACUGCUCGGUUCAGCGUCGCCACCAGAAGGUCGUCGAGGUCGCUCCCGCACCCCACCUCGACGAGCCCGUCCGCCAGGCCAUCCUCAACGACGCGCUCAAGCUUGCCGCUGCCGUCGGCUACCGCAACGCCGGUACUGCCGAGUUCUUAGUCGACCAGCAGAACCGCCACUACUUCAUUGAGAUCAACCCUCGUAUCCAGGUCGAGCACACCAUCACUGAGGAGAUCACUGGCAUCGACAUUGUCGCCGCGCAGAUCCAGAUCGCCGCUGGCGUGACUCUUGAGCAGCUCGGCCUCACCCAGGACCACAUCCACCGCCGCGGCUUUGCCAUCCAGUCGCGUAUCACCACCGAGGACCCCGCGCACAACUUCCAGCCUGACACUGGUAAGAUCGAGGUCUACCGCUCGGCUGGUGGCAACGGUGUCCGUCUCGACGCCGCAUCGGGCUACGCCGGUGCGCAGAUCACCCCCCACUACGACUCGCUGCUCGUCAAGUGCUCGGUGUCGGGAGCCACCUACGAGGUUGCUCGUCGCAAGAUGCUCCGUGCUCUCAUCGAGUUCCGCAUCCGUGGCGUCAAGACCAACAUCCCCUUCCUCAUUCGUCUCCUCACGCAUCCCGUGUUCGAGUCGGGCCGCACCUGGACGACGUUCAUCGACGACAGCCCCGAGCUCUUCAAGCUCGUCCAGUCGCAGAACCGUGCACAGAAGCUUCUCGCUUACCUCGGUGACCUCGCCGUCAACGGCUCGUCCAUUAAGGGUCAGAGCGGUGAGCCUGGCCUCAAGACCGAGGCCCUCAUCCCCACCAUCACCGACAAGGACGGCAAGGCCGUCGACACUUCAGCCUCGCAGCAGAAGGGUUGGCGCAACAUCAUUGUCAACGAGGGGCCCGAGGCCUUCGCCAAGGCCAUCCGCGCCUACCCCGGCACCCUCAUCAUGGACACCACCUGGCGUGACGCUCACCAGUCGCUCCUCGCGACCCGUAUGCGCACGGUCGACAUGGUCAACAUUGCCAAGGAGACCUCGCACGCGCUCUCGAACGCCUACUCGCUCGAGUGCUGGGGCGGAGCAACCUUCGACGUCGCCAUGCGCUUCCUCUACGAGGACCCUUGGGAGCGUCUCCGCACCCUCCGUCGCCUUGUGCCCAACAUCCCGCUCCAGGCUCUCGUCCGUGGCGCCAACGCCGUCGGCUACACCUCGUACCCCGACAACGCCAUCUACGAGUUCUCGAAGAAGGCGGUUGAGGCCGGUCUCGACAUUUUCCGUGUCUUCGACUCGCUCAACUACUUUGACAACCUGAAGCUCGGUAUCGACGCCGCCAAGAAGGCCGGCGGUGUUGUUGAGGGCACCAUCUGCUACUCGGGUGACGUUGCCAACCCCAAGAAGACCAAGUACACCCUCGAGUACUACCUCGACCUCACCGACAAGCUCGUUGGUGAGGGCAUCCACGUCCUCGGCAUCAAGGACAUGGCUGGUCUCCUCAAGCCCGAGGCUGCGACCAUGCUCAUUGGCGCGAUCCGCAAGGCCCACCCCGACCUUCCGAUCCACGUCCACUCGCACGACACGGCCGGUGUCGCCGUCGCGUCGAUGCUCGCCGCUGCCAAGGCCGGUGCUGACGUCGUCGACGUUGCCAUUGACGACCUCUCUGGUCUCACUUCGCAGCCGGCCAUGGGUGCUGUCGUCGCUGCCCUUGAGCAGUCCGGCCUCGGCCCUGGCAUCUCGCACGAGAACAUCAUGGCUCUCAACACCUACUGGAGCCAGAUCCGCCAGCUCUACGCGCCCUUCGAGGCUAACGUCCGCGCCUCGGACUCUGGUGUCUUUGACCACGAGAUGCCCGGUGGCCAGUACACCAACCUGCAGUUCCAGGCGUCGCAGCUCGGCCUGGGCACUCAGUGGAUCGAGAUCAAGAAGAAGUACAUCGAGGCCAACAAGCUUUGUGGUGACAUCAUCAAGGUCACUCCCUCGUCCAAGGUUGUUGGUGACUUUGCCCAGUUCAUGGUCUCGAACUCGCUCUCGAUGGACGACGUCAAGGAGCGCGCCAAGACCCUCGACUUCCCCUCGUCCGUCGUCGAGUUCUUCCAGGGAUACCUUGGCCAGCCGACCGGCGGCUUCCCCGAGCCGCUGCGCUCGGACAUCAUCCGUGACAAGCCUCGCAUCGACGCGCGGCCCGGUCUUUCGAUGAAGCCUCUUAGCUUCAAGAAGAUCAAGGCUGAGCUCCGCGAGAAGUACGGCAACAUCAUCAACGAUUACGACGUCAUGUCCCACGUCAUGUACCCCAAGGUGUACGAGGAGUACCAGGCCUUCGUCGAGAAGUACGGCGACCUCUCCAUCCUCCCGACCCGUCACUUCCUGGGCAAGCCCCAGAUCAACGAGGAGAUGUCGGUCGAGAUCGAGAAGGGCAAGGUCCUCACCAUCAAGCUCCUUGCCGUUGGUCCCCUCGACGCGCACAAGGGCACCCGUGAGGUCUUCUUCGAGCUCAACGGCGAGACCCGUGCAGUGGUUGUCACCGACAACAACUCGGCCAUUGAAAUCGUCUCCCGCGAGAAGUCGAUCCCGUCUGAGCCUGGAUCGAUUGGCGCCCAGAUGUCGGGUGUCAUUCUCGAGGUGCGUGUCAAGGAGGGCCAGAAGGUGCAGAGCGGCGACCCGAUCGCCGUCAUCUCGGCCAUGAAGAUGGAGUCGGUCAUCUCCACGCCUGUUGCUGGUGUGGUCAAGCGUGUCGUGGUCGAGGCCAACGACUCGCUUGGGCAGGGCGACCUCAUUGCCGAGAUUGUGCACGCGUAG